AUGAUAAAGGUGGCGGGCGUGGCAUCGAAGGUGGCGCGGCUGGUGGGCGGUGCUGCGGGGGGCGUGGCGUGCGGUGCGGGGGGCGAGCUGGCCGAGCCCGCCGACUGCGAGAGCAAGACCCUCACCUCCGCGCUGAAGAGCUUCCUGCGCGCGCUGCCGGAGCCGCUGCUCACGCGCCGGCUGCACGACCAGUUCCUCGCCGCCGCCAAGCGAGAGCGGCGCGAGGAGCGCGUGGCGGCGCUGCACUCGCUGCUGCUGGCAUUGCCCGCAGACAACCGCCGCAUGCUGCGCCUCGUGCUGCGACAUCUGCGCAACGUGGCGGCGAAGAGCGACAAGAACCUGAUGACGGUGUCGAACUUGGCGGUGUGCUUCGGACCGACGUUGCUGCGACCCGAGCGAGAGACCGUCGCGUCUAUCCUCGAGCUCAAGUUCUGCAACGUCCUCGUGGAGACGCUGCUCGAUCACUACGACGCCGUCUUCGACCCCGCUCCGCCCCCCGUCGCACCCAUCAUCGUCCCAGCCCCCGCCCCGGCCCCGGCCCCGGCCCCGCCCACUACCCCCGCCCCCGCACCCGCCCCCACACACAGGACGCACAACGGACUACUCAGGAGAGACUCCCAAAGUUUCAACUAUAUAGGAAAAGAUAUAGGCAUAGGCACUUUUACUUUAGCAUAA
Messenger RNA from Papilio machaon (common yellow swallowtail), 675 nucleotides. Its product is annotated as rho GTPase-activating protein 10-like. Lineage: Eukaryota; Metazoa; Arthropoda; Insecta; Lepidoptera; Papilionidae. The record is from RefSeq and is a predicted model, not a curated record. The transcript has 5 exons. The coding region runs from base 1 to 675 and encodes 224 amino acids. Gene Ontology annotation, biological process: signal transduction. Gene Ontology annotation, molecular function: GTPase activator activity.